UGAUUGGUUGCGCCUGUCAGUGAGACCCCGUGGUAGAAGCCACACAUGGAGCAGGAGAGGUUUGGAGGCGGGGUGGCUUCAUCGGCCAAUCUUGUCCUUUUGCCUCUGCACCAUCGCCCAGAUCUCAUUGCAUCUUGUGCUGAACUGCUGAACCAAACAUGGCGGAGAAGUCUGGGAGCUCGGAUGCACUCCUUAGAACAUUCUUCUGAUGAGUUUCCUGUGUGCCUGGUGCUCAUCGGAGCCCCUGAGGGCCCUGCUCUUGGUCAUGCCCGUCUCUGCAGGGUGGCGGGUCUCCAGGAUAGCCUGUUUGUGGAGUCAGUGGUGGUUAAUGUUGAACUUCGUGGUAAAGGCUAUGGUCGGAAACUAAUGGAAGCCACUGAGAGAUAUGCUAGAGGAAGAGGCUUCCAAAAUCUAUACCUUACCACCCACGACAAGCAGGACUUCUACUACCACCUGGGGUAUCGCUUGUCAGACCCCGUGCAGAACAUGGGUACUCUGGGUAGUCUGAUACCUGUGGGCCUGUAUCAAAACCUGGCAGUCUUCAAAGCAAAUCCUACCUCCAGACACCAUCCUGUUGCCUCAUCAACACACGUACCACCAGCUGUAUUACCACCUGCUCCAUCCUCCCAGACAUCAUCACCAUCCAGGUCUGAUCAGUCGGGUUCAAUACCUCAGUCCACUCCUCCAUUCUUCACAUCUCCUCAACCACCACCAGCUCCUCCUCCACCACACUCCACAUGUCCACAACCAGCACAGGCUGCUCCUCUCCUCUGCUCUAUAUCUUCACCACCACAACCAGCUCCUCCUCUCCUCUAUUCUAUAUCUCUUCCACCACCACCACCAGCUGCUCCUCCUCCCCUCUGUUCCACAUCCACAUCUCCUUCACAACCACCACCGGCUCCUCCUCUCCGCUGCUACAUAUUUCCUCCAGAACCACCACCGGCUUCUCCUCUCCUCUGCUCCGUAUCUCCUCCAGAAACACCACUGGCUCCUCCUCUCCUCUGCUCCGUAUCUCCUCCACAACCUCCACUGGCUCCUCCUCUCCUCUAUUCUAUAUCUCUUCCACCACCAACACCACCAGCUGCUCCUCCUCCCCUCUGUUCCACAUCUCCUUCACAACCGCCACUGCCUGCUCUCCUCUGCUCCACAUCUCCUCCACAACCACCACCGGCUCCUCCGCUCCUCUGCUUCACAUCUCCUCCACAACCACCACCGGCUCCUCCGCUCCUCUGCUCCACAUCUCCACAACCACCACCAGCUCCUCCUGUCCUCUGCUCCACAUCUCCUCCACUGGCUCCUCCUCAGCCACCACCAGCUCUUCAGCCAGCAGGGCAGAGAAGAACAGGUUCCUUGCAGACCCCGCAUCGGGACUUUCGUGGGGAACCUCUAUUUUGGAUGAGUAAAUGUAUUUAAUGGUGGAUGCUGUGGCCUAUCACAGACUUUCCUGUGUCAUAGAGUCUCUGCCUUUCUGCAGGAGAUAUUUAUAUUACACACGUAUUUAUUCCCGUCACCCUGUGUGCCUUAUCACUGGUAGUUUAUGUGGCCCACAGCGGUGGUCUGGAGGCUGUUUCUACCCAACCAGGAAUAAAUGGGAUUUGACAAGGAAUUAAAGUGACAAUUGUUUCAGCCAAUAACAUGUAAUGUUACUG
Molecule: messenger RNA, 1649 nt
Organism: Pseudophryne corroboree (corroboree frog)
Lineage: Eukaryota; Metazoa; Chordata; Amphibia; Anura; Myobatrachidae
Gene: NAA80
Product: N-alpha-acetyltransferase 80, NatH catalytic subunit
Exons: 2
Coding region: 46-1413 (455 amino acids)
Biological process (GO): protein acetylation
Cellular component (GO): cytoplasm
Molecular function (GO): acetyl-CoA binding; N-acetyltransferase activity
Source: RefSeq, a predicted model, not a curated record